Aspergillus fischeri NRRL 181 is the source of this 1242-nucleotide messenger RNA. Its product is annotated as type III PLP-dependent enzyme. NCBI's taxonomy places the organism in Eukaryota, Fungi, Ascomycota, Eurotiomycetes, Eurotiales, Aspergillaceae. The transcript is spliced from 3 exons. Gene Ontology annotation, cellular component: cytoplasm. The record is from RefSeq and is a predicted model, not a curated record. The coding region runs from base 1 to 1242 and encodes 413 amino acids. Gene Ontology annotation, molecular function: ornithine decarboxylase activity.
AUGGACUCGACAGAGCGGUUGAUUGAUUUGGCGAUUCAAACUCGUCUGUUUAGUUUGAGCAGUCGUGAUGGUUGGGGCAUUGCUGACGAGCCCUUUUUUGUCGCGGAUCUGGGUCAGGUUAUCCGCCAGCAUCGCCGAUGGAGGGUGAACCUGCCAGACGUGCACCCUUUUUAUGCGGUGAAAUGCAACCCCGAUCCUAAUCUACUCAAACUUCUAGCAAACCUGGGCACAGGCUUUGAUUGCGCCUCGAUAGAGGAGCUACGUACAGUUCUUAGUCUAGGGGUCGAUCCAUGCCGCAUCAUCUUCGCCAAUCCCUGCAAAUCUGCCUCCUCUUUGGUCUUUGCGGCUCGAACAGGUGUGACGCGAACGACCUUUGACAACCUUGAUGAGCUGGAUACCAUCCGAACCUUUCUACCAAAUGCAGAACUUGUCCUGCGAAUUUAUGCCAGCGACAGUGAUGCUUUGAUAGACCUGGGGGAGAAGUUCGGUGCCACAGUUGAGGCCUCGUUGCCUCUAUUGCAACGAGCACGUGAGCUAGGGUUAGAUGUGUGUGGGGUGAGUUUUCAUGUUGGAACCGGGGCCUCCAAUGCAUCAGCCUAUGUGAACGCCAUCCGGCAUGCCAAGAUUGUCUUCGGAUAUGGCAAGAGCCUGGGGUUUGACAUGAACCUUCUGGACAUUGGUGGAGGGUUCCAGGACUGUAACUUGGAAGAUAUUGCAUGUACUCUGAGACCAAUGCUCAAAGAAGAGUUUCCUUCUGGGGUCCGCUUGCUUGCCGAGCCGGGUCGUUACUAUGUUCGCAGCGCCUACACCCUUGCGUGCAAGAUUCUGUCCAGACGGCGUCACAUCGGUACAGAUGAUCACGACAGGCCAGAUAUGCUCUACCAGAACGACGGGGUAUAUGGAAAUUUUAUGAACGUACUGAUUGAGAAAGAAACUGUGCGGCCAUCCUUGGUCGCAUACACUUGGCCAUUCCACAGCCACGGCAAUGAUACUCGGCGGAAGCUCGAGGAGCAUCGAUACACGAUCUGGGGCCCCACUUGCGACAGCAUGGAUUGUGUUGCAAAAGAUGUGCCCAUGACCUCAGAGAUCCGCAUAGGUGAUUGGCUCAAGUACAAGAAUAUGGGUGGUGAGUCUUUGCAUGCCAGACUGCCCGGCAUAGAACCUAAGACUGACUAUCCCCGGAAGCCUACACCACAGCAACGGCGACUCAGUUCAAUGGGUUUUCGAACCAGUAUGACGUGA